This is a messenger RNA of Paramisgurnus dabryanus, 1086 nucleotides long. RefSeq names its product C1q and TNF related 9 (gene c1qtnf9). The record is from RefSeq and is a predicted model, not a curated record. Gene Ontology annotation, molecular function: protein binding. Lineage: Eukaryota; Metazoa; Chordata; Actinopteri; Cypriniformes; Cobitidae.
UUUUUGGGCUGCUACAGUACACAGGGUGCAGGACCAUGCUUUUUCCCAGACAAAUUUGUAUGUUUUAUCUUGUUGUAUUGGUAAAUGCUGCCGAGCCGGACGUUUCUGGAAAGAAUAGCGGCUGUAUGUAUGGUCACCCCGGAAUCCCAGGAGACCCGGGACACAAUGGAAUGCCAGGUCGUGAUGGCAGAGAUGGGGCCAAAGGUGAUAAAGGAGAUAGAGGGGACAUAGGAACAUGUGGGGAAACUGGUAAAAUUGGUCCAAAAGGAGAUAAAGGAGAACCUGGUAUUCCUGGCAUAGCUGGUAUAAAGGGCAAACGUGGUGAUAAUGGAGAGAGGGGCUCACCUGGGAAAAUGGGGCCCCAAGGCUUUUCUGGGCCACUAGGUUUGAAAGGUCAUAAAGGAGAACUGGGUUUGCCAGGACCACAGGGCAUCAAAGGGGAGGAGGGGCCAGUAGGUCCAGAAGGGCCAAAAGGGGACACUGGCGCUAAGGGAGACAGGGGCUUAAUAGGUCCUCUGGGGCCCCCAGGACGGCCAGGUCCGAAGGGUGAUUUCGGCCCUCCUGGUAUCAAGGGCAGCAUUGGUGUACAUGGUGAUAAAGGCUCAAAAGGGGAUAUUGGGAAGCCAGGUCCAAAGGGUGACAUGCCUGAGAUACCAAAAAGUGCUUUUUCAGUCGGAUUGACUGAAAACACCAAAAUACCUCCUGCUAACGCACCAAUUCGUUUUAAUAAGAUCAUUUAUAACCGGCAAGGUCACUAUGACACUGAGACCGGACGCUUUACGUCUGCUUUCAGCGGAGCAUAUUUUUUCACCUACCAUAUCACCGUCUACUCUCGCAAUGUAAAAGUGGCACUGGUUAAGAAUGGUCAGCGAAUGAUUCACACCAUGGACAACUAUCAAAAUGGUGAAGACCAGGCUGCGGGAGGGGCAGUCCUUCACUUGGAGGCCGGAGACAAGGUUUGGCUACAAGUGGCUGAUGGGGAGCUAUUCAACGGGCUGUAUGCCGAUGAAGAUGAUGAUACUGUUUUUUCUGGGUUUCUCCUAUUUGCAACAUAAAGUAGCCAGAAGAGCACUUCUGGUAAUUGGA